This is a messenger RNA of Echinops telfairi (small Madagascar hedgehog), 930 nucleotides long. Its product is annotated as olfactory receptor 9G1. Gene Ontology annotation, cellular component: membrane. Gene Ontology annotation, molecular function: G protein-coupled receptor activity; odorant binding; olfactory receptor activity. NCBI's taxonomy places the organism in Eukaryota, Metazoa, Chordata, Mammalia, Afrosoricida, Tenrecidae. The record is from RefSeq and is a predicted model, not a curated record. Bases 4 to 930 code for a protein of 308 amino acids. The transcript has a single exon. Gene Ontology annotation, biological process: sensory perception of smell; G protein-coupled receptor signaling pathway.
GAGAUGAUGGCCAUGGAGAGAAACAAUCACACCGUGACUGAAUUCAUCCUGGUGGGAUUCACAAGAGACCCUGUGAUACAGUUGGUCCUAUUUGUGGGGUUUCUUGGCGUGUACUCAGUGACCGUGGGGGGAAAUAUCACACUCAUUGUGUUGAUCUGUAAUGAUUCCCGGCUCCACACACCCAUGUACUUUUUCAUUGGUAAUCUGUCUUUUCUGGACCUCUGGUAUUCCUCUGUCUACACCCCGAAGAUCCUAGUGACCUGCAUCUCUGAGGACAAAAGCAUCUCCUUUGGUGGCUGUGUGGCUCAGUUCUUUUUCUCUGGUGGGCUGGCAUAUAGUGAAUGUUACCUCUUGGCUGCCAUGGCUUACGACCGCUAUAUGGCCAUAUCAAAACCACUGCUUUAUUCUCAGGCAAUGCCCAUCAGGUUGUGUGCACUUUUGGUGGCAGCCUCAUAUCUUGGUGGGUUUAUUAACUCUUCUGUCAUCACCAAAAGAACUUUUGCCUUGAACUUUUGUGGUGACAACGUCAUAGAUGACUUUUUCUGUGACUUACUUCCCCUGGUGAAGCUGGCUUGUGGCAGAAAAGAUGGCUACCAGAUUGUACUGUAUAUUCUCUUGGCUUUGAAUGUCAUCACCCCCACUGUGCUCAUACUUGCCUCCUAUCUCUUCAUCAUUGCCACCAUUUUGAAGAUCCGCUCCACCCAGGGCCGCCUCAAAGCCUUCUCUACCUGCUCCUCCCACUUGAUCUCCGUCACCUUGUACUACGGCUCCAUUCUCUACAUCUACUGCCAUCCCCGAUCAAGUGAUUCUAUGGAAAGAGACAAAAUAGUCUCUACCUUUUACACUGUGGUUUUCCCUAUGCUGAAUCCCAUGAUCUAUAGUCUGAGGAAUAAGGAUGUGAAAGAGGCUCUGAAUAAACUCUUUAAAUAA